AUGGCUCGGAAAAAACUGCACAAGUCCAACAAAGAACGCCAAGAAGCUGCUAAGGGAUACAGAAAGGUGUAUUAUGAGAGAAACAAAGUCGCCAUCUUGAAAAAGAUGAAAUUAAAGUAUCAUGAUAGUACAUCGAAGCAUCCGCAGCAUCCAAGGUAUCUACGCACAACCCUUCAGAACUCCGAGUCAAACGAUACAGGAGACAGCGGCGAUACAGGAGCCAGCGACCUCACUACUAGAUUAUCUGAACCGCAGAUUAAAUUCCAUAGGCUUGUCAAUGGGUCCACCCAUAAGUUCUUGGAUGACCUGGUGUUGCAGUAUACGGGUAGCACUCGUUCCGAAGACUCACGGCGGCCUAUUCUGGAUGCACUUGAUAUCGCUCAAGAGGCCGAAGAAGCAGUUACAAGAAGUGGAGAUGAUGGCGUCAAAACGUUAAAUCCCCAUCACGAAAUUCAAAGAGAGCGAAAGAUGGUUGCUAGUGAAUGGACAUCUAAGGAGCAGAAGGAGUGGUUAACGGCACAGCUUCCCGGGUAUCAAAAGUGCUCGACUAAAUCUAGCUAUGCAAAGUUCUGGCCCCCCAUCUAUGAGCAAUGGGAGCAGCAAUGGCCCAUAUAUAAAGAGCUCUGGCCAGAACUUCCCGAUGAGGAUGGUCUGAAUGCCGUACAAUCGGCAGCAAAGGGGAAGGCAGUAAAGAGGCGUCAGAAGCAACUGCGCACCUGGAUGUCGUGGCAUUCGGGUAAUUCCGCAUCUCGCAAAGGCAGAGUGGCGCAAUCUUCCACAUGGGCCACUCGUUUACUCAAGGACCUCCUCCAGCCUCGGGGUGCAAGAGCUCUGAGCGAGGCCGAAAUGUACUCCCGACUAUAUUAUAAAACCAAUAUCCGUCCAACUGUCGAAGCUGCAAGGUCACACGUCAAUGUUGGGGAGCGAGAAGCCGAUGAGACUAUUAUUGCGGACCGUCAAGGCCAGGAUGAAAUGCAAAGAAGAAUCGAGGAAGGGCGAAUACUGAUGCAGAUGAUGAAGACGCCGAGGCUCUGGAGGACGAAAGAUGAAGAGGAGCAUCACCAACCAACCGAGGAUAUGCUUGAGUACGUUCUUCUCGACUAUUUUUUUUGA
Molecule: messenger RNA, 1113 nt
Organism: Suillus discolor
Lineage: Eukaryota; Fungi; Basidiomycota; Agaricomycetes; Boletales; Suillaceae
Exons: 7
Coding region: 1-1113 (370 amino acids)
Source: RefSeq, a predicted model, not a curated record